Fulvia fulva is the source of this 966-nucleotide messenger RNA. Its product is annotated as Peroxisomal biogenesis factor 19. NCBI's taxonomy places the organism in Eukaryota, Fungi, Ascomycota, Dothideomycetes, Mycosphaerellales, Mycosphaerellaceae. Bases 1 to 966 code for a protein of 321 amino acids. The transcript is spliced from 2 exons. Gene Ontology annotation, cellular component: peroxisome; peroxisomal membrane. Gene Ontology annotation, biological process: protein import into peroxisome membrane. The record is from RefSeq and is a predicted model, not a curated record.
AUGGCAGAGAGACCGCCGCAGAACGUAUCAGCGCCUGAUCCUGAAGAGGACGAUUUGGAUGAUCUAGACGAUGUGCUCGACGAGUUCCAAGCAACUUCGAUAUCAAAGCCCAAAGCGGCAUCACCUACCGUACCCGCAGCAUCAGGACCCGGCAGACCCAAAUAUGCAUCUUCUACAGCAGAACCUGCCUCAGCAGGCUCAGACGACGACCUAGCAAAGCAACUCCAAGCCGGCAUGUCCAGCCUCAUCAGCGAACUCGACCAAAACCCCGACAUGCAAGCCGAAUUCGAGAAAAUGAUGCAAGAGCUCAUAGCCGCAGGCGCAGCCGGCAGUGACCAAGAAGCCGGUGCACAUCUCCAGGAAGCCGCAAAGGCAGUCUCAGAAGAUACAAAGCCCAAAGCAACAACGACACCGUCCAGUAGCAACACAGCCGACAAGAAGAAACCCGCCUUCGACUCCACAAUCCGCGCAACGAUGGACCGCAUCUCCGCCUCCAACACCGCAGCCUCCACAGCCUCCACCCAACCCCAAAGCGAAGAAGACCUCCUCGCCCAGAUGAUGAAAGAACUCACUGAGGGCGGGAUGAUGGGAGGUGAAGGUGGGGGGAAAGGGGACUUCAACUCCAUGCUUAUGAACAUGAUGGCGCAUUUGACGAAUAAGGAGAUUCUAUAUGACCCAAUGAAAGAGCUGCAUGACAAGUUCCCGGCGUGGUUGGAGAAGAACGAGAAGACCACGGACAAGGAAAAUUUGAAGAGGUAUAAGGAGCAACAGGUUUUGGUGAGGGAGAUUGUGGGGAGGUUUGAGAGGAAGGGGUACAGUGAUGGGAAUGAGGAUGAUAGGGAGUAUAUUGUGGAGAGGAUGCAAAAGAUGCAAGCCGCUGGCUCGCCACCGUCAGAUCUGGUUGGUGAUAUGAGUGCUGCGCAAGAGGCACUUGGUGAUUUGGAUCAGGGCUGUCCUACGCAAUAG